AUGUCUCCAGACUACGAACGCAAGAACAACGUCUACAUCCUCGCCAUCGGCCCAGAAUCCGACGGCACAUACGUCGCUGCCCGCAAAACCGAAGGCUGGACUCGCAAUGACACCCGCAUCGAGAGAGCAAUCGGAAAGCUAUGGAUGCAAGACCGCUUGAAAGAAGGCCUCACAACGCAGGCCGACAUUUCCAAAAGCAUCGCCAAGAAGGGCCUCCAAGCCCCAACCAUCAAAUACGAGCUCACGCGUCUACCACCUGGGUACUCUGCAUUCCAGAGGCCACAGGUACAACCGAACGGUACUACGAGACCUCAGGUUGGCGUCUUUGGGCAUCCUAACGGUCACUUCACGAGUAUCAACGAUUUUUAUGUUCACUUCAAGCAUCUGACAGAUUGCGUCAAGGAGAAUGACGAUAGGUCAAUGGCGUUUGGUGGAAGUGGAGGUGAGAAUAGUUUGAUAGUCGAUUGA
Messenger RNA from Fulvia fulva, 468 nucleotides. RefSeq lists its product as uncharacterized. The transcript is spliced from 2 exons. The record is from RefSeq and is a predicted model, not a curated record. The coding region runs from base 1 to 468 and encodes 155 amino acids. NCBI's taxonomy places the organism in Eukaryota, Fungi, Ascomycota, Dothideomycetes, Mycosphaerellales, Mycosphaerellaceae.